Messenger RNA from Ceratitis capitata (Mediterranean fruit fly), 1615 nucleotides. RefSeq names its product myrosinase 1. Bases 106 to 1599 code for a protein of 497 amino acids. Gene Ontology annotation, biological process: carbohydrate metabolic process. The record is from RefSeq and is a predicted model, not a curated record. The transcript has 7 exons. Gene Ontology annotation, molecular function: beta-glucosidase activity. NCBI's taxonomy places the organism in Eukaryota, Metazoa, Arthropoda, Insecta, Diptera, Tephritidae.
UCAAAGUGAAAAGACAAUUCAAAUUCGAUUUUAACUUUAAUUUACAAUUUAAAUAUAAUUACAUAUUCACAUCUAAUAAUUAACUUUUGUAAUAAGCAUUUGCCAAUGAAAGCUCUAAUUGUCCUUGUAUUGUGCCUGCAGUUGCACCGCAUUUCGGCCGCCGAGAGAUGCCAACUACAUCAUAAAGGAGAAAAUAGACAAUUUCCAGAGGACUUCGCUUUUGGUGUCUCCACUGCGGCAUACCAAAUAGAAGGCGGCUGGAAUGUAGAUGGUAAAGGACUCUCCAUUUGGGAUACCUACACACACGCGCAUCCAGAGCGUAUACUAGAUCGUACAAAUGGCGAUGAGGCAGCCGAGUCUUACCACCGCUUCGAACAAGAUUUGGCGGCGUUAAAGGCUCUUAAGGUCAAAUUCUAUCGCUUCUCGUUCUCCUGGCCACGCCUGCUGCCUAACGCCGAUACGACGGUGAUAAAUCAAAAGGGCAUUGACUACUACAACAAUAUAAUUGAUAAGUUGUUGGCAAAUGAUAUUGAACCCAUGGUGACGAUGUUCCACUGUGAUCUGCCCGAGGCUCUCAACAAAUUCGGCGGCUUCACCAAUGACAUUAUAAUCAAAUAUUUUCGCUUUUAUGCCGACUUUUUGUAUAAAACAUUUGGUGAUCGUGUAAAGAAGUGGAUCACUUUCAACGAACCAUUCGAUUAUUGUGUUCUAGGCUAUGGCCGAGCAUACUUUCCACCGCUCGUGCAUUCACCCGGUGUGGCCGAUUAUCUAUGCAUGGAUAACACAUUGCGCGCUCAUGCGGCGGCUUAUCGUUCGUACAAAGCGAAAUAUUUCAAAAGGCAAGGGGGCAAAAUAGGCAUCACCAUUAGCAGCCGCUUCUACUAUACACAGCGCGGGGAUAAGCACACCAUCGAGCGCGCCAUGCAGUAUUCGCUCGGUUGGUUGGCGAAUCCUAUUUAUAGCAAAAGCGGCAAUUAUCCCCAGCUUGUUUUGGACGAUAUUGGAAAUAAUAGUUUACGUGAAGGCUUGGCUUGGUCACGUUUGCCACCCUUCAGUGAGUUCUGGACGAAAAUUAUUAGAGGUUCUGGCGACUUUUUGGGCCUUAACUAUUACACCUCACGUUAUGCUGAACUGUCGCAACCGCCUAUUGGUGAGGUGCCUUCAUGGGAAUUCGACUCGCAGUUGGAGUACACUGUGGACGAGAAAUGGAAGCAAGGCAAUUCCAACUGGCUUUACUGUGUGCCGCAAGGGCUCGAAGAUAUUUUGAAAUGGAUCCGAGAUCGCUAUGACAAUGUCGAGGUAUUUGUGACAGAAAAUGGUUGGUCGGACUAUGGCGCAUUAGAGGACACGGAUCGCAUUGAUUUUUUGCAGGCUCACCUUCAAGCUGUACUAAACGCCAUCAAUGAUGGCUGUAAUGUCACACAUUAUUCACACUGGAGUUUAAUCGAUAAUUUUGAAUGGAAUAUGGGCUACACCCAAAAAUAUGGUCUCUACUAUUUGAACCUGACGAGUCCGCAUAAGGAGCGUAUAGCGAAAAUGUCGGCACAUUAUUAUAGAACUGUCAUUGAAAGCAAAAAAAUAUUACCGAUAUUAAAUUGAUUGUUAUUAACGAGUA